CAAAACAAAGAGGUGCUCGGCUCCCAACUUUCUCACGAACAAGUGAAAGGCCUCACGGACGAUGAGGCGGAGAAAUUUUACAAAAGAUAUGAGGCCUACAUUGGCAGCAAGACCACCGAAACGCUGCUUCAGAGGAUUUUUAUGCUUGCCAGCAAGGUUAUCGGUAUGGUCGUCAAAGUGGAUGACGUGGAAGCUCUGCAAAAGGACUUGCAAAAGGACUUCGUUAUUACCUCGACGUUUUCGUCUGUGGCUGGAAAUAUGGCACUGCGCUCCGGCCGCCUGCUGGCGUUUGGCAAUGCUGCUCUGAUCACAGCCAAGCACAUCAAUUUUGAGAAGGAACCUGCAAAGGAACCUGUCCAAGAAGCUGACUAAGAGCUUGUGAAAAUUUUCACCUUAUUAUAUACAACAUAGCUGAGAAAUGGCAGGCACAUGCGGUACCUGCCGAUGCAGAGGAGGUGUUAUCAAAAGUUCCUACGACAAAACCUGCAGACCCUGGGCGAGUUGCAGCUGGAAAAAAAGUUAGCCGAACGAAAUGGCUUAGGAUGUGAGGCAAAAAAGAACCAAAAACCGCCAGAUGCCCCUGCUGAAGAAAAAGAGAAGUCAGAGAACCCAAGCGGCGGAGUCAACAGUUAUUUGCUUCUUGGAAUUGGAGGUCUGGUUGUCUCCGUUGUGGGUGUUUAUUAUGAACGAGAGGCGAUUAUGACCACCCUCCGG
Molecule: messenger RNA, 714 nt
Organism: Porites lobata
Lineage: Eukaryota; Metazoa; Cnidaria; Anthozoa; Scleractinia; Poritidae
Source: the annotation of a GenBank genome assembly